AGGUUUUAAAUGGCAUUUUUUUUCGGAACACUAUCAGGCAGACAAUCGGAAGAAAAACCUGGCAUUUUCCGUUUUGGCUUUCAAUUUUUAGUUUGUUGAUACUUAUCUGGUGAUACAUUUUCUUCCUUGAAAUUUCACAGGACUUCUUUAUCCCGUUACUUCCCUUGAAAGUGGGGCCGUGGUUGAGUUUUAGAAUUUCCGCCGGCACUUGAACGCCACUUGACGACACCCGGGCUACGGUAGCUAGCUUCACGGAAAUGACAUUUUUAAAGCCUUUCUUCUUAAUGAAUUGUUUUUUUAUGCUGCUAGUUAGCUUCUAAAGCGUCGGUUUUAUGACUUCAUAUACGGGGAACACUUAAAAAUUUUGUGCAGCCAGCUUUAAACGAGAAACUCGGACAGUGCUGCUAAGCUAAUAUAUUUGACUAUAACAACAAACAACCUGCUUUUAAAUAAUCUAGUGAUAAUAUGGAUAAGUUUGUCGUGCGGCUUCAAAAAGGGGAAACCCUUAAAAAGUCCAGCUCCAAUGAAAAGGUUUACAGACAGGCUACAAUUGAGUCAUUGCGGCGAGUUGUUGUGGUUGAGGACAUCAUGCGCUACAAAUCCACGUUGGAGCUUCCUGGCCAGUGCAAAGAGAACCUGCUGGAGGCGCUCACGGAGCUGAGCAAGAAGAUUCCAUCUAAAGAGGUGCUCAAGUCCACGAGAAUAGGUCACACAGUCAACAAAAUGAGGAAACAUGAGGACCCAGAGGUGAGUUCCCUGGCAGCAAAGGUGUACACAGACUGGAGGACGUUCAUAGAGGAGAAUUCCAAUAAGCCGUCUAUUGAGGUGCGCUGCGACAAGCAGUCUGAAGGACUUCGCAGCAACGCGCGCAGACUAAUGGCGGAAGCCCUGGAGGUCAAGGAGGAGUCGGGACUCAUCGACAACAUGGAGAGAGAGGUGUUCCACCAGAGCUCCCGGCUGGUGAGCAGCUCGUACCGGCGCACUGUCAGAGCUCUUGUGUUUGCCUUCAAACACAACGCCGAAGUCCGAGUUCAAGCGAAGGACAACACGAUACCAGUCAACCAGCUUGUCGCCAAGUAUAAGAAAUCAUGAGAACAUUUACAUCUGCUUUUUAAUGACAUGUUAUUUUUUUACAUCCAUGUGCUUCUUUUUUAACAAAUAAAUUGAAUAAAAAGUCUUUGGUGCUGCGCUACAGCAGCACCAGCCAGAUAAUGGCGAUCACCAUGAGGAUCACGGCGAGGACGCAGAUGCUGAUGAAGACGAUAUCGCUCAGGUCGUGGGGCUCCGCUUCAGGACUCCCCGAACUCCCGGCGCUGGCCUUGUCCACCUGCUGCGCCUGCUCCUCCAGGCGGCGCUCCUCGGCCGAGAUGAUGGACACGGUGGCGAUCUUUCUCUGCGCGUCGCACUGAACCUUGUACUCCUGGAUGUUCUGCUGCUUCCCGCCGGAGAAGUCGAUGUAGAGCUUGUUCACCAGCAUGGUAAUGUUCCGAUGUUUCUGUCCAGGUGUUCAGAAAUAUCAGUCUGAUCGUGCUUGUAUGGUCAUGAUCAAAGACGAGCUGUACCUGACUCGCCGUCCCGCAGUUGACAAACUGAGCCAGGAUCUUGUAGGAGGUCGCGGUGAGGGAGGCGGUGCAGGUGGGGUUCCCCAGGUAGAUGCUCUCGCGGUCCAGCUGUGGCAGCGACUGCAGCGGGAUCAGGAUGGUGAAUUCUGAUCUGGUGCAACUGACAUUCACAGGCACGACUGGGAGAGGAAGAGAAGUCAGUGGCAGGGCCUAGAAUAGCCUCACAUCUGGUCUCCCUUACCUCCCAGGUAGGAGGCGGUGAAGCCUUGAUGCGCUUCGUUCCUGUCGGUGCUCAGCACCACCAGCAGCUUGUUGCCCCUGGAGACCAGGGAGCGAGGCUUUUCUCUGCCGCACCAGCGGCCCAGUAGAGGGUCCGUCUGAGCGGCUCCGUCAUAAACCGCCACGGAGUCAUAGUCGCAGCGGUCGGACAAACUGUUGCGGUCCUCCAGGUCCAUGAACGGGAAGAAGAGCUUGAUCCGAUAGCCUGCGGCCAGAGAGAUGCUCCAGUGGCAGUUGAUGUUGUUGGGGUAGAUGUUGGGGAAGUGAGGGCUGCUGAAGUUUCCGCUGACCGCAGACAGAACCUGCUGGCAUUCACCUGUGGAAGGAGAUGUGAAUCUAUUCUCACUCUGAAAAUCCAAGCCCAGAUGGACUUGCCCGGGCGUUGGAUUGGUGUGAGGUUUGUCAGAGAUGAUGUUUGGUCUGCUGCAGAAGUGCUGAAUGCCUAUCCCCAUCUCACACCGGAGUCUUUCAUCUGCUUCAAUCUUUCAUGUGCGGGCGUGUUUUGAACGUGAUGUAAUGUUUGGCUGCUCCCUGAGCGUCUCAGAGGCUGGUGUUUGAGCUGUCAGUCCGAUUAGGAAUCAUAUCUCUCACGUUGACCUAUAUACCUGUGUGUGGAAGGAGGCCGUCUGUGUGGAGUCAUUAUGACCACCUGCCUGUCAUGGCUUUUAUCUCGUCUUCAUUUGAUCAUAUAUCGAUGUUUACCUGAGUAGUAGUAGGCCUUGAAGCCCCUCCCUCCGAUGUUGAAGUCGGACUUGAAGACCACCAGCAGCUGGUUGGACGUGGUGACGGUGUUGGGAGGUCGGUCUGCUCCACAGAACCGGCCCAGGUGCCGGUGGGAGACGGUCGGUCCGUCGAACAAGGCGACAAAGUCAAAAUUACAGCCCUCGUUGUUCUCCAGCUGGAAGUCCAGGAAGACCAGAGUGACCCGGCUGCUGUUGGACACCUGGAUGCUCCAGGUGCAGUCGGCUGUGUUGCUGUACUCCUCAGGGUACCCGGGACUGGAGAUGACCCCGGACAGACCGCUCGACUGCAGACUGAAACUGCAACCUUUCCUGUAGCCAACGCUGAAUCCCCUGUGAGCCACGUGCCGGUCCGAGUGGAAGAUGAUGGACAUGACGUUCCAGGACGAGGUGAACUGAGGGGGAGAGAGGUCGCCGCAGUAGGUGCCCAGGAGGUUCCCCUCGUCUUCAGGCACGCCGUUGUAGAUCUUCACGUAGUCGUAGCCGCAGGUGGAGUGGUGCUCCAGCUCGAAGUGAUGGAAGGUGAGCAGCACAGAAGAUCCUUCUGCCACCACGAUCAGCCAGGAGCAGUCGAUGUUGUAGGGGUAAUGUCCCGGGAAGUUUGGGCUGGAGAUAUUCCCGGAGGAAGCAGACAGGAUUCCUCCGCAUUUCACUCCUGGUUGUUACAAAACAAGGAACACGUUCUGAAAUAACUGCACUAGGUUGUUUUUUUUAAUUAGUAUUCAUAUUAUUAAUACUAAUAAAAACAAUAUGAAUAAUAAUCAUUUCAAAGGUCAUUGUAGAGCAGAACAGUAGAAGAUUAAUAUUAUUUUGCUAAAUUAUGUUUAAUCUAUCUGACAGUACUAACACAAAUAUAUAUAAAUAUUAUACACCUUAUUUUUCGCUUUUGUUUGAGCAAAAUUAUUUCUUAAAAAUGUAAUGUUUUUUUGCUGGUAUUAAUUUCCUACUCCAUGUUUGAAAACAUUUUUUUUUUUUUUAUAAUUCCAACCCAAUUUAAAUUGCUGGCUUAUGAAUUCAUAAGGCAUCACAUGAAGACACACACUGAUCAACCAUAACAUUACGACCACCUGCCGUAAACUUUUCAUUCCCCGUUUUAGAGGUCAUUCAGUCUAUUUAAUGCAUGUAAAUGCUCAAAUAAAAAUUCAUUAAAAUGGGAAAAUACGAAUUAAGAUGUGCUAAAUAUAAAUAAUAAUGAUAAAAACAUUCAGAAAUCUACUGUAAUAAUAGUAUCUUAUUAUUUAUCAAAUUGAAUGAUUUAUAAAAUACCGUAACUGUAAAGUAACACUGGUAUUUGCAUUUUGACUUAUAAUUUUAUAUCACUAUAAAAGUUCAUAGCGUGAUAAAUAACAAUAUCUAUAUAAUAUAUCUCUAUAUCUAUAUAAUAUAAAGUGGGCCUGAUAAAUAACAAUAUCCUGAAGUGAUUGGCUGGUCACAGGGGGCGCUGUUGCCGCCACAUUUCUUGCUGCAGUUGCUAUUCUUCUAGUUGUACUCAUUCUCAUCCGUUGGCUUCUCUCAUGCCGUAUUUCCGCGAUACAUUCACCUCUUUGGUUCAACAUUUCCUCCAACAGAGAUAGCAACUCUGAUAAACGGCGGCGCGGCGGCGCGACACAGCCCGAGGCCCCAAGUUGUCUGAUAACCCAGAUUAAGCUGUCGGCUCUUAGUUUCUACCUUUUAAGGGACGACAAAUGGCAACUCACCUUUUUUCGGUUCAGCCUUGUGAACAAGCAGCAUUAGGUAAAUCAAUAGGCCCACGGCGGGACUCAUGCUGAUCUGGCUCGGGACAGUGGAAGGAGACAAAGGCGGUGUCACGGCGCUCAGCCUUGAGGCGGCCGCGCCGGCGGCGGCUGCGGUAAUAAGACUUUGAAAAAUUCAUCCCUGCUGCCUGAAUGAGUAACCUGAGCCGCACCUGCUUCGCCCCGCUCCCUACAUUUUAAUGACUGAUAUCCAAUGAGCAGCAGUGGCUUGUCAGGACACUGUUUGGAGAGAAGGCGAUACAUUUUUAAUGAUGCUCUCACACUCGGCAGCAGCUGCAACUUGGGCUGAUAACAGAGAGCAAGAAAGAGUUUGCAUUUGUCAGCGAUAUAAAUGGCUUCAUUAGAGACCGGUGAAGAGGAGCAGCGGAACUAUUGGGGUCACCGAGUCAGGGCCAGCCAGACCACAUUGUUGUUGUGUUGCGCUCAAAGUUAAUUGCUUCAUUUAAAAAAAAAAAAAUGAAGCUCCGGUGCGUUUGUCUUACUCCCUGCUUGUGUUUACUUUCAAAACACAUUUACACCGGUUCUUAUUGGAGGGAAAUUUGUGUUUAAACGUCAAUGAUUGAAUGACAAGAAAUGGUCUUUGGAUUUGGAGUUGUAGGACUCACUCAGCACUCGAUACAUGAGCGGAUGUGCAUGAAGCUUUACGAUGUUUUCAUUUUUUGCUGAAGACACCUUUGAACGUUCAAACUCAAAAUCAUUUCACGCUGGACUCCCUCAACAGACUGAAAAUCUUUGUUGGUCGUGAGUCCCACAACUGCAUUACUUUGUGGGUGUUUAGGUGUGAAUCCCACAGAUCUAAUCGAGGCCCUGUACUGCCCUGCCAGGAUGGACUCAUGGGACUAGCACAGUCCCAGAAAAGCUCACUAGAUAUUUUGGAAUUUAAGUUUUAUUGGCAAAAUGAGAAAUAAAAUAUUUGUCUGAAUAUUCUUUUCAGAAUUGAAGUAAAAGCAAACAAAAUGCAAUAAUAAUAAUAAUAAUAAUAAUGAUUUAUGUAUCAGUUAUUAAGAUUAACAUAUGGUAUUUGAAAUGUAAAUAUAAUUAUUAAAGAAUAAAACAGAUAAAAACAAACAACAAAACCAAGUCAAAACAAAGCUACUUUGGCAAGUUCUGCUGCUAAUUAACAUGCUACAUAAAAUGAAAUCCAAUAAAAUAAAUCCAACCUUUGCGCACCUAUAAUAAAAGGUGAUAUAAAUAUUAGGAAGAAUAAAGGCUGUCUAAUCUUCUCAU
Molecule: messenger RNA, 5562 nt
Organism: Synchiropus splendidus (mandarinfish)
Lineage: Eukaryota; Metazoa; Chordata; Actinopteri; Syngnathiformes; Callionymidae
Gene: tceanc2
Product: transcription elongation factor A (SII) N-terminal and central domain containing 2
Exons: 5
Coding region: 466-1092 (208 amino acids)
Biological process (GO): DNA-templated transcription
Cellular component (GO): nucleus
Source: RefSeq, a predicted model, not a curated record